ACAAUAUGGCGCGAGUGAAAUGUCAUGAUCGAAGAAAGAUGUCAGUAGAAUGUUUACAUUUUGUGUUAUUAAUUCAAAGUUUCACACAAUGCUUUCUUCACACAAUAGCAGUAGAAAGCCACAGUCAAGCAUUUGUACAAACAGACAACCACCUUACGUACAUAGGAGAUGGAAGAGAUAUUAAUGGAAUACCUUUAGAAGUUAAUCCAGGUCAUACAUAUAGUGCUGAAAAUAUUAUUUAUAAAAAUUCUGUUAGGUUAGACCCACCAUGGCUAGAUUUCCAAGAAAGACCAGUUGGAAUGCCAUUUAUGGAACAAGUUGUUGUUCACAAUACAGACAGUAGAAAUGAUUUACACCUGCUCUCCAUAUCGGGCAGUACAGUUCAUUUCCACUGCUCAUUUUUUCAAGAAAAAAUUGUUCCGCCUGGUGGCAAUACAACAUUUGAUGUAGUAUUUUUAGCCCGAGAGGAGGGAAAUGUAGAAAAUACUUUAUAUAUCCAUACCUCUGUGGGGUCUUUUUCUUAUAAUGUUUUUGGAGUGGGAAUACCUAAUCCAUAUAGACUGAGGCCAUAUUUAGGAGCAAAAGUUCCACUAAAUAGCAGUUUUUCUCCCAUUAUAAAAAUACAUAAUCCCUUCAGCUCAACGUUGCAGGUGACAGAAAUGUUUUCUAGUGAAGGAGAUUUACAUUUAGAAUUACCUUCAGGGGAUUUAGAGGCCCCCAGGAGUUUAUGGGAGAUCCCUCCCUACGAGACCAAAACUGUUAUGAAGGCAAAUUUUGUAGGGAGGGUGGAAAAUAACCAUACUGCCUUCAUCCGAAUAAAAACAAACCAAGAGCAGACGAACAAUUUAGUUAUUUUACCUGUUGAAGUGGAAGUUAGUUCAGUUCCUGGUCUGUAUUCCCCAGCGGAGAUGAUAGAUUUUGGAAUAAUGAGAACACUUGACGACCCUGUAACAGUUAAUCUUAACCUUGUCAACACUGGAUUUAAGCCCAUUCAUAUUUCAAGUGUAUCAGUUUCACCUCCAAAUGAAGCUAUUAGUAUUGAUUUUCGUCCUACAAAAUUACAACCAGAUAUUUUACGACACACAUCGGUCGCUAGAAUUACUUUCAAUGCUGAAAAGGCUUUACAUAGAAAACAGUGGUCAGGAAAGAUAAUUGUGAAAUCCAGGAAUGGCCAGCAGAAAAUUACAAUUCCUUAUAAAGCAGCUGUACUCCAUGGGUCUUUGGUGUACAGCGUCAACAAUACAUACUUUUUUAGUGCCAGAGACAUCUGGAACAUCACUAGAGCGAUAACUUUUACCAACACCUUUAACUUCUCUGUUGUUCUCUACAACAUCUCUAUUCCUAGCCAAUUCCAUCACUUCUUCUCUAUUCUUAAUUUUACUUCUCCUUUUAUGCUGAAGCCGAGGAAGACUUCUACACCGUUUUAUCUCCAGUUUCAUCCCAACGAAACGCAGCUCCAUUUUACAACUUACAUAACACUACAUACCAAUGCUUCAACUUUUACAAUUCCUAUUAUUGUUUACAAUGGGCUUCUUACGGUUAUUCCACAUAGACCUGAAAAGUUCAAAGGUCAAUUUGAUUUUGGCACCAUGGGAGUGGAGGAAAAAAGAAGUAUGAUAUUUACCCUCAGGAAUGACAACCCCAUUGAUGUUCAUAUAGGGGAGAUCACCCCAGAUAUGAAUGGUACCAAGGUGUUUUUUCUUGGAAUGGAAAGAGGGAAUGGGACAAUGUUAACUCAAAGACAUAACAUUACAGAAGUGGAUUACAACUUUCUGAAGAUCAAACCAUACCAUUAUGCAGUGUUUAGGUUAAAUUUAACAGCACCAGACCAUGAAGGGGUUUUUGCUUCAGACAUGCUGAUUACAACACAGUUUGAGGAUAUUUGGAUACCUAUAGCUGUUCGUACAGCUGAUGGGAGUCUUAUAGCUAUCCCAGAAUCACUUCAUUUUGAUAAAAUGUAUCCUGGUAUGGUAGAUUAUCGAGUUUUACAGAUUCACUCCACAUUCCGUGACUAUAUGGAAGUAAUAGGAGUAACAUUCCAGCCUCCAGAUAGUAGAUUUUACUAUGAACCCCCCAGUACUGAAAGAAUACUCCUUAUUCCAGAUAAACCAAAUAAUGUUGGUAAAAUAUAUUUUGAUGCAAAAAGAGAGUGUAAAGAUGAAUGCUAUGUAGGUUUAGCAACAAAUACACCAGCUGGUCAUCAGUGGUUGCUUGGCCUAGGGUUAUUCCGUGAUGUAAUAGAAACAGAUCAAUAUUUAUACACCAAGCUGCAGCAAAAGUGGCGAACCAUUCAAAAAUCUAAUUUAAAUACUGCCAAUGUAACUAUAGAAAUGGACACCAAUGAAGUCCGAGGUUUUUUGUAUUCUGCUCAAGCACACUUACAUUGGCCUUCUCUAGUCAGAAAGUGUCAUAUUAGAUUUCCACUAACACAAAUAGGAAAUAUUUCAAUAUCAGAUUUUAUUGUGGAAAAUCCAGGAGAUAUUCCAGUUUUAAUCCAGAUUUUACCACUACCCCUCUAUCCUAAUCCACAGACUAUAGCAGAUCUAUUAUACAGAAAUUUUAGAUUUUCCACAGAUCCAGGUGACACCAUUGAAAUGGAUGACCUGGAUAUUUUUACUUUACCUGAUUUAGAACAAUAUAAUCCCAGUCGACAAAAUCCUGUCCCUGGUUUUAGAAAACACAUUGAAACUUCAUUAGGAGUGAAGCCACACAAACUUAGUAUAACCACCAUACUGCAGCCUGGGGUCAAGGUCAAGGUCAGAGUGGGAUUCCAACCAAAGGAUGAUAUUUCUAGAACUUCAAUAAUACUCAUAAGGAAUAACUUAACAAUAAUAGAUGCAAUAGUUGUACAAGGACAGGGAGGUAGGGGAGAAAUGAAACUUAGCAACAAAAGGCCGGGAUCUUCAAUACCUCUUCAGUUUGACAUUACAGAAAAGCACCUCAAAAAUUGUGAUAAAAAGAAGCAAACAAAAAACACAAUGGUACCAAAUUUUACAGUCAGAAGAUCGUUUACUUUAAAAAAUACAGGAGAACUUCCAUUUUUUAUCCAUAGUUACAGCAUAAAUGGGUCACCAUGUGAAGGUUAUGGUUUCCGAGUUUUAGAUUGUGAGGGUUACGAGAUGUUACCUAAUACCAGUCGUAAAAUAGACAUAGCGUUUACCCCUGAUUUUACCAUGUCCAGGAUAAGAAGAAUUUUAACAAUUCACAGCAGUUUAGGACCUGUCGCAAAUUACACACUACAGGCCACCAUACCCCCACAUACUCUGUCACGCUGCUCAGCGGCUCUUCCCCGUCCCAACUGGGAACCAGUUUUAUACUACUCAAUCACUUGUGUUAUGGCUUUCUUAUUAUUCUGCAUUCUUGUGGCAGCAUAUUUUGAAGCUGAUCGGAUUUUUGUUGCAGAUAUAAUUCGGAGGAAGAUUAAAUUUAGUAGUGCAGCACAGACUUUUGAUAGAAAUAAAAUAUUUGAUCUCAGACAAGUUGCAGGGUUAACUUCAACACAUACUCCAAACUCACCCACUAGAAUAACACAAGUUUCCCCACUUCUUACACAAAAUAAUAACUUAACUACCAAAACUGCAGUGAACUUAAGUAACGGACAUGUAGAACACAGGAGCCAUAAAGAAGCCUUUGGAAGUACCCUUUUGAAAGUUUUAAAGAAGUUGUUUGCUUCAAAAUCUUCAAGAUCCAAUAAUAACAAAAAAUCAAAGGUAGAAAAAGGGGAACCAGUUAAAGAGGAACCGGCUCAAUCCCAGCAGGUGCCAAAAGUCAAAUCGGCUGACGAACGAACGUCAGUCAACCAGGAAUCUACAGAGAAAUCCAACAUGACACAGAGGAAUAAAAACAAAAAGGCAGCACGCAGACAACACUCAAGUGAGCUUUUAACCAAUCAGAGCGACGUUUACAACAGUGGUCCCCAGGAGGCCAAACAGAAUGAUACCAGUCUUACUUACAAUAGACAAAACAGCCAAGAACACCAUGAUAAGAUGUAUAAAAACUCUCAUAAAACUUCUUCUACUGGAUUAGAUGAUUUUAAUCUUGUGGAGGAUCCAAAAUCUGACAUAUCUGACACAAAAUUGAAGAAUCGUAAGAAAAACAAAAGCAGACCAGAAAUAAUACCCCGAUACAUGACUCAAGCAAGUGUUGAUGAUGAAACAUCAUCCACUUCUACAGAAUCUUCUGUUGGUGAUGUUGAGGAGAAGAGUUCAAGUGCCCGAGACUCUACUCCUGAACCGCAGCACCAUCCCAAACCGAAAAAGUCUAAACCCCGAGUUGUCAAAACCACUGGACAUUAUGACAAGACUGCAGAUGAUGCCGAGUUUGAGCUGACAUCCAAAUCAAAAGGACACAAGCGUAUCAAGGGCAAGUCAAAGGACGUGUAUGGUGGAGACAUCUUCCAUCCUGAUUCCCUGGAAUUGCCAUAUGAUAUGGAAAAAUUGGAAAAGAAGGAAAAGUCUAAAAAGAAAGCUUUGAAACUUCAGAACCUUAAAGGUGACUCGGAAAGUUCUGACAGUCGAGGCAGCCUGGAUGAGCCGAUGCCUAACUGGGACAUGCCAGUCAACUCCCCCGAUGAGGAUCUCAGUGAACUAGCUCAGCAGACAGCCCGAUUUGCACAGAAACAUGGAAAGAACAUGACACCAAAUGGAACUACCCCCGACAUAUUGUCCAGCAGUUCACGUUCAAGUAGUUACAGUGACAUAGUGAGCAGCACUGAAAAUGGAAAAUACAAGGAACCACGACGCAUCAAUACUUUCCCUGGGCUAGAACCUAACAUCCCAGCUGCCAUUGGAACAAAAGCAAGAGCUGCACCCGUGGGAUCAGGCAAGGGACGCAAUGUUUGGAAUGCCACUCCACCCACCACCCCAGACUCAGUACUUGGAAGCUUUGGACUCCAGACCAUUCAGGAAACUAAUCGCCUACCGUCUACCGAGAACAUCCUGCCGACAUCCCUCCCCGACACUCCCCGUGUAGAACCAGAGGUUCCCGCUGAUCCUUUUGCUCCUGCUGGUGGACCAUUCUCUGGAAACUUUAUGAAUUACCCAAGUUCCCCUGGCUAUGAUGCUCCUCAGACCAUGAUGCAGAAACUUCAACAGGAAAGACGUAUCCGACUGGCAGAACACAAGCGUAGGAUCAUGCAAGGUGAAGAGUGGCCUGGUUUUGAUGUGCCCCCUGUCGGCAGUGAGAGUCUUUGGGAUAAUGAGUACAACCCCCUAGCCGCUAAGUGGUCAGCUGGACUUGAUACCCCCUCAAACCUGCAGGACAAUACCAGUCUAUGGAGCACCCUGACUAACAGUGCUAACAGCAGCUGGAACUCUCUGAUGAGUUUUACGUCAGGCUGGGGUUCCCAACAACCCAGCACUACCAGUGCUGAGACUACCCCCACAGAAUCCGCCACUGUCCCCCCUAGAACUCAGCAGGAAAUAAACUCGGGCCAAGCUUUCAAUCCAUUCAACACAAUGUCGGACAUCUGGGGACCCAAUGCCACCACCAAUAGUACUGGAUGGAAUGUUCCCAGACCCGACAACCAAUAAGCUGACUUUUACAAAGCAACCUUCUCACUAUUACAUUAAAGAUUAUCUCUUAAAUUAACAUUUUUAUUGUGAAUAGGAACAUGAAUCUUUGAUAGUUUUUACAAAAAUUAAUAAAUUUUGGCUAUUUUGUUGGCUUAAAAGAAAAAAAAAGUUAAGUGGACACUGGUGUAUAACUACAUACACAAAUACAGUAUCAAUCAGUAGAUAACUGUUUAGGAAAUGUCAAGAUUUAUGAAGAUAUGUAUAUAUACGUAUUUGUAAUUUUAUUGUCAGCUGAUGUUUAAAAAAUUGUAUUUGUGUUGGGUAAACAAAUAUGGGAAGGAUAAUCUAGUUUGAUAUUUUUCAUUGAUUUUUUGGUUUUGUUUUUGUUUUGUUUUUCACUCAUUUCUCUGUGAAUGAAAACUUCAUAUUAAGGAUUGAUAUGCAUGUACAAGAACACGAACAUUAGAUAUCAAAUCCAAAUAUUGUUAUAAUGAUUUUGAAAACUUCAAGGGAUUUUCAUAGUUUGUUUUCCUUAUUUAUAAGUUUUGUGAAACUUUAUCCCUUUUCAUUUUUUUUCUUUCCCCAAGUUUUGAGUUUUGAAAAUUUGAAUGGUUUGCUCUUAAAUCUUAAAAGUGAGAAGGUUGCUCAGCAAUGGAUUCCUGACUCGGAUUUAUGAAAUACGGACUUGAUAAAUGGAUUGUGAUUUAUGAAUUAACAGAAAAACUCCUACCUGAUUGUGACUUGAUGUGAUGCAGUAUGGCAUCACUGCUCAAUGGAUAUGACUCUAAAUACUGGAUUUGACUUAUGUGCCCAGAACACGAUUGUGUUUCAUGGGUAUUAUAUUACUGGACUUGACAAAUUUUAAACAGGGUAUUAAUCAUGUUGAUAAUGUGGAUUUAUCCUUGUAGACUCUGGUGCCAUUUUUAUACGGCAUAUCAAAACAGAGUAUUGCAGGAUAAAUGCCACUGGUCUGCUACUGCUUAUACUAUGUAAGUAUACCAAGUACAAAUCUAAUUUAUAAACUCUAUCAGGAUGUAUAACCAGCUUUACAUCUGGAGGAAAACAAGAAAAUAAUUGACCCAAAGUUCAUUUUUUACAGAAAAAUAAACAAAGCUAAAAUUAAGUUUUCCAAGAGACAGGUUCUCUUAUAAGAAACAGUAAAGGGUAAUUUUUUUUUUAGGUACAAAUGUUUUUAUAAAUUGUUGUUUUUGAUUUAGUAAUUUUUAUUAUCUUGAUAUUUUGUUAACAUAAGAAAGGAGAGAAUUUUUUAUGUCAGUUAUGUAAGUGUAAUUUUUUUUCUCACCAAAGUCAGUAGUUAGAAGGAUUUUGUAAGAAACAAAAUCAAGUUGUUUUUAAUUCUGAGAUUUUACUGCUGUUUUUCUUCCUGUGUCAGAUUUUGUUUUAUUAUUAAUGAAAAAAAGAAACUUUCAGUAUAGAGAGUAGUCUUCUAAUACUGGUAUAAGUAAUACCGUUUUUGUACCAAAAUCUGAGAGACUGUACAAUGUAACACUCUGUCUUUCCUCAUGGUAACCUCUGGAGUGGGGUCACUUUGAGAAGCUCACUUGAGGAAUGUGUGUCUGUUAACAAUCAUAAAAAGUAAAGCAAUUUUAAAAAAAGCAAUAA
Molecule: messenger RNA, 7136 nt
Organism: Saccostrea echinata
Lineage: Eukaryota; Metazoa; Mollusca; Bivalvia; Ostreida; Ostreidae
Product: transmembrane protein 131-like
Exons: 38
Coding region: 6-5531 (1841 amino acids)
Cellular component (GO): membrane
Source: RefSeq, a predicted model, not a curated record